Messenger RNA from Pediculus humanus corporis (human body louse), 543 nucleotides. RefSeq lists its product as uncharacterized. The record is from RefSeq and is a predicted model, not a curated record. The transcript is spliced from 3 exons. NCBI's taxonomy places the organism in Eukaryota, Metazoa, Arthropoda, Insecta, Psocodea, Pediculidae. Bases 1 to 543 code for a protein of 180 amino acids.
AUGAAACAAUUAUUUAUAAUUUUAGUUUUUUUCUAUCUUAACAAUAUUUUUUUUGGUUUAUGUUACGAAGUAGACUGCACUGUUCUUAAACUGGGACAAUACAUUUGUCCCGAUCCAGCUUAUGACCAAAUAGAUCCACAAACACAACAAUAUUAUGGAUGUACUAAAGAAAAUAAAGCUAAGGUAAUCUGCAAAGCUGCUGAUGGUAUAACUUGUAUUGAGACGAAAAAUUCUAGUUUUAGGAAAGAAAUGUCAUGCAAAUGGACAAAUGGUUAUUCUUUUGAAACAGCAUUGUUGUUAUCAAUCUUUCUUGGAAUGUUUGGAAUUGAUCGUUUUUAUUUAGGAUAUCCUGGCCUUGGUUUGCUCAAACUCUGUACAAUGGGCUUUAUGUUCAUUGGUCAAUUAAUAGACAUUAUAUUAAUUGCCACACAAGUUCUCGGUCCUUCGGAUGGGUCAAAUUAUAUUAUUGAUUAUUAUGGUGCUGGAAUUGAAGUAAUUAAAAGUAAUAAUUAUACUUAUAAAUUGUCUCAAAGUGAUUGGUAA